This is a messenger RNA of Eucalyptus grandis, 1056 nucleotides long. RefSeq names its product O-fucosyltransferase 38-like. The transcript is spliced from 5 exons. Gene Ontology annotation, cellular component: nucleus; cytoplasm. The record is from RefSeq and is a predicted model, not a curated record. Lineage: Eukaryota; Viridiplantae; Streptophyta; Magnoliopsida; Myrtales; Myrtaceae. The coding region runs from base 58 to 1056 and encodes 332 amino acids.
UCUCAACCACCAAACAACGAUCUGCCCCUUGACAUCCAGAGAUUGAGGUGCCGUGCAAUGUAUAACGCACUUCGUUUCUCUCCCCCAAUUGAGAUCCUGGCAAAGAAGCUGAUAGAGCGGCUAAGGAGUCGUGAGGGACGAUACAUUGCUCUUCAUCUUAGAUAUGAGAAAGACAUGCUGUCUUUUACGGGUUGCACUUAUGGCCUGACUGAAGCAGAAUCAAAAGAGCUGACAAUAAUGAGGGAGAACACUAAUCAUUGGAAGGUAAAGAAGAUUAAUUCCACAGAACAGAGACUAGGAGGGAAUUGCCCUUUGACCCCCAAGGAGGUGGGGAUUUUCCUCCGAGCUCUUGGUUAUCCUCCAUCAACAUUAAUCUAUAUUGCUGCUGGAGAAAUUUAUGGUGGUAAUGCUCGCUUGUCCACGCUCUCAUCGCGCUUCCCUAAUCUUGUUUUUAAGGAAACUCUUGCCACGAAGGAAGAAUUGGAAGGGUUCACUAACCAUGCAUCUCAGAGUGCUGCUAUUGACUACAUUAUCUCAGUGGAGAGUGAUGUGUUUGUUUCUUCUUAUUCUGGUAACAUGGCCAGAGCUGUUGAAGGACAUCGGAGGUUCUUAGGCCACCGCAGGACAAUCACCGCAGAUAGGUAUAGGCUCCUUCUUCAACCUAGACCCUCGCCGGUGAUCCCCAACCUCACCGCCCCCAUGCCGCCGGCGCCGCCGCCGGCCUCCGAGCUCCUGUGGCAAGCGGCCGCCGCCGCCUGCGUCAAGCUCCUCCUGGUCCCCUCCUACCGAAGCACCGACUUCGAGGUCCACCGCCACUUGGCUCGCCCUGACCCACUCCCUCCCCGUCGCCCGCUGGUACUCCGACGAGACCAGCCCCUGGACCCUCGACUACCCUCCCUUCUUCGCCUUCCUCGAGCUCCUCCUCUCCUUCCCCGCCCGCGCCGUCGACCCCGUCAUCGUCCACCUCCACCACAGCCUCGGCUACGGCGCCGCCUCGACCUCCGACAGUCGCGCGACCCCGAUCGGCCGUCGCCGAGGCUACGCAACCUCGCCUGA